Lindgomyces ingoldianus is the source of this 2948-nucleotide messenger RNA. RefSeq names its product glycoside hydrolase family 3 protein. Gene Ontology annotation, molecular function: alpha-L-arabinofuranosidase activity; xylan 1,4-beta-xylosidase activity. Lineage: Eukaryota; Fungi; Ascomycota; Dothideomycetes; Pleosporales; Lindgomycetaceae. The coding region runs from base 1 to 2802 and encodes 933 amino acids. Gene Ontology annotation, cellular component: plant-type cell wall. The transcript is spliced from 4 exons. The record is from RefSeq and is a predicted model, not a curated record. Gene Ontology annotation, biological process: xylan catabolic process; arabinan catabolic process.
AUGCGUUCAUGUUUCUGCAAGUCUGUGCCAUUAUUUGCUCAACGGGUCCAGGAUACAUCAAGAGACCCUUGUCGGGCAGAAGCGAAAGAUGCCUUCAUCAGUGACCUUGUCACCAAGAUGACGAUACCAGAAAUGGUCCUUCAACUACAUUUAAUGUUUGCCAGCAACGUCAUUGGGCCCGCUUCCGAUAACUCUCUCUACGACAUUGCCAUGCGCUUCGCUCCGGGUGCGGCACUCGGUAUGAUCCAUGAUUGGUAUCCAUUGGACAAGACAUACCACAACGAAUUGCAGCGUCUGAAUCUCGAGAAAGCAAGGUUAAGAGUGCCGUUUAUCCAUUAUGGUGAGUGCUUACACGGCGUCGCGAGCUUCAAUCAGAGUAUGUUUCCUCAGCCUAUUGGGCUUGCGGCGAGUUUUGAUACCGACUUGGUUAGAAGAGUUGGGAGAGCAAUCGGAACGGAGGCAAGAGCUAUUGGCAUUCACGCUUGUUUAGCACCUGUGCUCGAUAUAUGUAAGGACCCAAGGUGGGGAAGAUGUCAAGAAGGUUGGGGAGAGGACAAAAUAUUGACUUCACAUAUGGGAGUCGCAUUCGCUUCGGGUUUGUCGAAGAACGGGUCUUGGGCGAAUGCUGACGCCGUCGUCCCAGUCAUGAAGCACUUUGCAGCCCACGGGUCUGCACAGAGUGGAGGUAACGGGGCGCCGUUUAUGGGACAUGGCAACCGUGAGGUUUUGGAGGAGCAUCUUGUGCCGUUUAAAGCCGCUUUCGAUCUUGGAGGCGUAAGGGGUGUGAUGAUGGCGUAUCAUGAGUUAGAUGAUGUGCCUAGUCAUGUGAAUCCACUACUAUACAGACAACUUGAAGAAUGGGGUUUCGAUGGCUUUGUUACUGCGGAUGAUACUGGGAUGGCUCAAUUACAAAUGGGACACCAAGUGGCGAAGUAUCCUGCGGAUGCGAUCCAGCAAUGGUUCAAUGCAGGAGGGAUGGUGCAGUAUUACGAUUACCCUCUAAAAACACUUCUCAAUGCUACAAUGGGCCUCGUGGCGAAUGGCAGCGUUCAAGAAGACCUUUUGCGAGCUAAGGUCAAGCGCAUCCUUGGAGUGAAAUACGAUCUAGGUUUAUUCGAUGAACCUUAUAUACUAGGCAAGAUUGAUCCCUACCAGCUCACCACGGACCAUGUUCCUCUAACACUAGAGGCUGCACAGAAGACUGUGGUCUUACUAGAGAACAAGAAUAAGACUCUGCCCUUCGAUCUUGAGAGGCAGGGUCUAAAGAAGGUCGCUUUGAUUGGUCCCUUCGGCGACAUUCUCAACUAUGGCGAUUACGCUGGUCAAUAUGGUGCUUACCCUGUUGCAAACUCAUCAACAAUUAGGGAGGGCAUUCUGAAUCACCUUUCCGGGACAGACACAUCCCUGGUCACGAGCAUGGGAGCGAACACUUGGUUGUAUAACGCACACUAUCCUAUUCCACCUUAUCACCUUCUGUCUAGUGGUAUGUCAGGAGGACUGUUAGCAACAUACUACGCCGACACAAAUUUCAGCCAGCCCCGGGUCCAACGAAUUGAGACACCAACGAUGACAUGGGGACUAUAUCCGCCCCCAGGACUACCCUCCAACAAUUUCAGUGUUAUCUGGCAAGGAGAGCUAAAUGUCCCGGUGGACGGUGAUGUUGACGGAUGGCUUGGUGUGGCUUUGGGACCGAAUACCACUGCGAGACUAUACGUGGACGGCGCUCUGCACAUUGAAGUUCCGUUCACAAAGGAAGGAAACAUCCUGUCUAACAUACCAGGUCGCUCUUAUUCUUUGGAUAAUGCCACGCUGCCACCACCAGGAUCAAAUGCGUUUACGUUUCAGCCUGGUAAGGUACAUAAGAUUCGCCUGGAGUAUCAGACCUGGAACUUAUAUCAGAAAAUCGAGAAUGUGGGGUCGUUGAAUGCGCAGGUGCUGUUGUUUUGGAAUCUUGUAGAUCGGAACGCAGCGGUUGGGAAGAGCGUAGAGAUUGCGAAACAAGCAGAUGUUAUCAUGCUAGCUGUAGGAGGAGCGUGGAACAGCGAUGGUGAAAGUGGCGAUCGAGGGACGUUUGGAUUGAGCGCGAAUCAAACCGCUCUGGCUGAUGCAAUAUUCGCCCUAGGAAAGCCGGUCGUGAUGAUUCUUCAAGGCGGAAGACCGUUCGCGAUUCCAACAUACUAUGCCAGAGCAGCGGCCGUCGUAGAUGCCUAUUUCUCAGGCCAGGCAGGUGGACAGGCUAUCGCAGACGUACUGUUUGGCACGGUAAACCCAGGAGGCAGAGUUCCGAUAUCUAUCCCAAAGUUUGCCGGCCAACUACCCAUUUAUUACAACUACAAGCAAACGGCGCGGAAGAGGUACGUAGACAUCGACGCCCUUCCACAAUACCCCUUCGGGCAUGGGCUCUCGUAUACGACCUUUAAAAUCUCGAAUUAUCGAGGCAGCACAAUGCGUGGAAGCCAAAACUUCACGGUCAAUGAUACAAUUGUCUUCGAAGCAGAUAUAUCAAACACAGGACUCGUGGCGGGGUCCUAUGUCGCGCAGAUCUAUCUUCUACAACGCAUUUCGCAAAUCACGCAACCUCUGAAGCAGCUCGUUGCUUUUCAGAGGUUGUACAUAGGAGUGGGAGAAACAGUGACAGCAAGAAUGGAAUUGGAGGUUGAAAGGUAUCUGAGGAUUCUGAAUAGGCGCUACCAUUGGGAGGUUGAGAAGGGCAUGUAUGUCUUUGCGAUGCUAGAUAAUGGGGGCUGGGAUGCACUCUGGAAUGGAAAUUCAGGAGGAAAUAUUACCUUACAGUGCAUCUAGAGGAGAUGCUGGACGCACAGGGGGAGCUAAGGGGAACAAACUAGGAGAGUCUGGUGGUUCCCAAGAAUGAAUGAAGGACUCCGAGGUUCGGCUAAUUUACGAGUGAUGGUGAGAAGGCUUAAACUAUGAUGAACAAUAGAUGCAGU